CGAUAAGCAGGUGUACAUUCGAGAAAAUUUCGUCGUUUGAACUACGAAUUGGAUGAGUGAAUUUCCAUGUUGUGAGGAAAAAAAUUAAAUUUGCCGGUUAAUGCUGAAUGACUUAUUUCCGUAGUCAACGCACCAAUAGGGUAGCUUUCGUUCGACCUACAAGUGCGUAACCAUAUCCAUGGGCAUGAGAUAGUAUUGUCAUAUGCCUGCUCAGAGUUAAUUUACCUGUCGAUGUUGUUGUUAAGCGUAUCAAUAUAUUCUUCAAGUUUAAUCCCAUUUUAUUGUUGUGAUUAUUGAAGGUAAUUGUGUUACGUUAGAUAAUUGUUCAUCGCAUUUGCUAACGGAUCUUAUUAUUGGCAAUUGUACUUACCAUAAAUUUCGUUCUUUGGAUAUGUGUGCACUUAUCAAUUGCCAAAGAGCAUCUUCUAAAAAAUCCAAAGCUAAAAUAUUCAAUUAUUUCUGCAAGGAAUUAUCGGAUGUACUUGAAUGUGAUCCUGAUACCAUUGAGAGGACAGAUGUCACUUUUGUUGUUGGUCAGAAUGUUUAUCAUGGAAACCAAAAAACAAUUUCCAUAUUGAGUGAGGAGCUGAAAAAAUGCUUUCAGUCAGAAAGCGAAGACUUCGAUCACAGCUCUACACAUGGUUGCAUACUGAAAGUAACUAGAUCAAAGUCUUCGUCUUCACUCAAGGUGUUUAUUGAUGCAUCUGCGGACAUUUUUGAAGCGGUAUUAAAUUAUAUGCUUACUUUAAAGCUUACUGUGCCCGAAGACCUAAUACCACACGUUUACUAUCUGUCAAAAUGUCUACAGAUCAAAACUUUGGAGACAACGUGCAUCGAGUUUUUAAUUCACAAUUUAUCAAUCAACAGUGUUGGGGUUCUGUGUAGCUUUAUUCAGUUCAGUGGGGUUUAUCAAAAUAGUAAUGAAUUUGCUACAAGUCUCACAUCUUAUUCGCCAGAAAUGUGCCUAACAAAAACAUUACACCACUACUUGUUAACGGAAGCAGAUGCCAUCGCUUGUUCUCAAACAGGAAUUCUUAGUGCUCGUUUGAUAGUAAACCUUACAGGCAAUUUCGAUUCAUCAGAUGAUCAAAAUGGAAUUCAAGAACCUUCCAACGAAUAUUUAGCCGUUGGAGUUUUGCGAUGGGCAUUUGAAAAGUUAUUAACAGGCGAAAGACUGGCAAGGGCGGGAAGUGAAGAUAAUGUUUGUUCGGACGAUGAAGAAAGUGACGGGAAUGGCAGCAGUCAUGCUGUUGGGAACUCUAAUGGAUCACAGCGUAAACGAGCAGGUAGUCAAUUUCAGUUUUUGGCUCAAAAAAAUUUGCUAAAUGGAAUUCGUUCAAAAUGUGGUACAUCAGCUCAGUAUAGCCUCGCUUCAGAUGACAAUGAUGAUAGCGAUGAUUUAAAUUCAGAAACUAAAGCCGAGGAACGUGGCUCAGUUUCAGACACUCUGAAUUCAUUACGAUAUUAUAGUACACAAGAUAUACGAAUUUCGGUCGAUAUAAAUGAUUUACCUUUGAGUAAAGACGAAAAUGAAAUGAGUAACAUAUCUCAGAAUGCACAUAGUUUAUUAACUGUUUGUUUAACAACUGGUAAUCAAGAAUCAGAGACUUGUUUACUGGCACCAACAUCUCUUGGAGUUCGAUCAACAUCAAUUUGGUUAGGCAAAUUAGCAGGUUAUUUGGUUAGCCUAUCGAUAAAACGUUGUCCCCCGACACAUCGAUCUAUCCAACAGUUGGAUCAAGAAUUAAUGAAUGAAGUCAAUCAGUCACGAAGUCGUCACCAAAGUCGUGGAUCAUCUAUUUCGAAUACUUCCAGUAUACCAAAUGAUUUAAACAAUCUAAUUGAAAAUGAAUUUAACACCACCAAGUGUUGUGCUGAAAGUGUCUGUCCAGAAUUGUCCGAGUGUACGAGUACCGCUGUACCGAAAUCGGAUAAUGAUGAUGAAGUAACCCGUACAGUAACCGGCAGUUCUGCUUCAAAUUUAGCGCGAGCCAUUAUUGGAUCGUCUUUACUUCAUCAAUCAUUCACUGAUCAAGUCUAUCAAAGUGAAAUUCUCUGCAUUAGUCAUAAUGAUGGUACAGGCCAGGAUUUCCCAUUACGUAUGUUAGAAGCUCGGUCAAGUUUUGGCAUUGGACAAUUGAGUUGUAAUUCAAAGCAUUACAUUGCCAUUAUUGGCGGUUAUAAUCGUAAAGGUUGUUUAGAUAGUAUGGAAUUAUUCGUUGAAAACAAUAGUAAUCAGCAGUAUGAAUCAUGUAACGACGAAGAUUCACCUGUAUCUCCUCCUAUUAUUGGUCCACGACUGACAAAACAAAGAGGUCGGUUAGCUGUAGUAUCCAGUUACUUACAAUCAUUUUCUGAUUUUCCUGAUAUAAUUUAUGCUUGUGGUGGUUCGACAGGCUCCAAGGAUUUAGCAUCUGUAGAUAAACUAACAUGUGAGGCACUGGGAUCCUGGCUUAUCAAUCAUGAAGUGGUAACCAAAAGCCAUCAUGAUAACUUUGAUCACGUUUACACAAACGGCUCUCGGAAAAGUUCUGAUUUCCGUACACGAACAGAUUCAAUAGCACAUAGUCAUGCGUCUUCAAAUGGAUGUGGUCUAUCAAAUGUUACAUUUUGGCAGACGAUAAAGAGUUUACAUGAAGCUCGAACUAAUCCAGUUGGUGUAGAUCUUAGUGGACUUCAACAAGGACCGCUUAUCACAAAUACAAAGGGAUCAGUCCUUGUUGCUGGUGGAGUAUCAGACGCACAGUUUCUAUCUUCUGUUGAAGCCUACAUUCCAGAUAGAGAUGAAUGGAUUUAUAUGCCAACCAUGUUACAAGGUCGUUGUGAAGCAUGUGCUAAUGUUUUGACAUCACGAAAUCUAAUUGUUGUUAUCGGUGGAGUUGUCAAUACAAACACUAUGUAUAAUACUAGUCAAAAUGUAACUGUUGAAGCAUUAGAUCCUCGUUGUGAUACUUGGUUUUAUAUUCCUAAUACAUUAGGCAAUUCAUUCGGACAACUUCGUGGUGCCAGUUUAACAUAUUGUCCGAAUUCUAAAGACAAAUACAUCGUCAUUUUGUUUAAUUUUAAAUUGGUUGAUUAAAACACAGACACUGUCUACAGUAUAUUACUUACAUACUAACGUGUAUUACUCCUUGUGGAAGAUUGCAGGCUGCCCACUAACAUUCUCCAUCGAACUCUCUCUUGAACAAUCCCUUCAAGUUGCUAUUCAUCCUUUUCAUAUCUGCUUCUAUUUCGCGACAAAAAGUGUUCUUUGGCCUUCCUCUUUUCCACUUCCCUUCACCAUUCCAAGUUAGCGCUUAACUCAUGAUGCAGUUUGGUGAUUUUCUCAAUGUAUGUUCUAUCCACCUCCAAUGUCUUUUCCUAAUUUCAUUUUCAGCUGAAAGCCGGUUUGUUCUCUCCCACAGUAGGUUGUUGCUGAUGGUAUCCGGUGAACAGAUAUUGAGUAUGUUGCGUAGACAACUGUUUAUAAAUACUUGUACCUUCUUAAUGAUGGUUGUAGUAGUUCUCCAGGUUUCAGCUCCGUAUAGUAGGACUGUCUUGACAUUCAUAUUGAAGAUUGUGACUUUGAUAUCGGUUAACAGUUGUUUUGAGUUCUAUAUGUUUUUCAACUGUAGGAAUGCUGUCCUUUCUCUUUGCCAGUCCUCACCUUUACGUCUGUAUCAGAUUCUUCUUGUUUAUUGAUAAUACUUUCCAGGUACAUGAAAGAUUCAACAUCUUCCAGAGCUUCUCCAUCAAGUAAGAUUGGGUGAGUGUUCUCCCAGUUGUAUUUGAGGAUCUUGCUUUUCCCCUUGUGUACGUUGAGGCCUACUGCUGCUACACUGUUUGUCUUGACCUGACCUGCAUUUGCUAGUGUGCGUGCGAUAGAAAAGCUAGGUCAUCUGCAAAGUCUAAAUCGUCUAGUUGAUUCCGAGCUGUACAUUAUAUUCCGUACCUGCCUUCCGAUGUCGAGGUCUUCAUCAAUCACUCAAGCACCAGAAGAAAGAGAGGGGGAGAGACUAAGCAACUUUGUCUGACUCCGGUGACCACAGUAUAGAUAUUUAUUAAUUUUUUCCGUCCUGAGCUUAGACAAAAAAGAUGAUCUCUUAUGUUUUAACUAAACAACUGUAACCUAAGAUUGUGAUGAUUUAAAAACAGCAUCAUUGAUUUUUUCACAUUAGCAUUAGUUUAAGUUCUUUCAACUGGAUUCUACUUUUGUCAAAUUUGUAGAUUGUCUUGUGAAAUUGAUAAGUUUUGUUUUUUAUAAUAUAAAUAGUAUUCUUUCGACUGUUACUAUUACUAAUAUUACUAUUGCCAUCGUGAAGAAUCUGUCAGUGGAACAUGAUAUGUACCCAAACGCUUUCCUUACAUAUUUGAAGUUAUCAUUUGAGUAAUAUAUAUAUCAUUCUGAAUUUAUGCAAAACAAUUGAAAUAUGUAUUCAUUCCUCCUUCCUUUCACAAGAUAAUAGCUAUCUAAACUAAAUUGAAUUGAAUGACCUAAUAAAAAACAAUUCUCUAUUAAAUCUCUAAUAUAAUGAUUGCAUAAAGUAUAUACGUUAAUUUAAUUUCUUAAAAACUAUCCUUCAUCGUUCAUAAUGAAAAAAACUUUUGAUUAUUUUAAUGUAUGAAGCACAUGCCAACAUUAAUAAUCAUAACAAUAGUUAUUAUUAUUAUAGGUCGAAUAAUAAUAAUAAUAAUAGUGAUAAUAAUAUACUUCAAUAUGAUAUUCGCUUUAUAUACUAAAAACCAAUUAAGAAUUUAAAGUGCUCUAUUAUUAACUUUCUGAAAUCAUCUAAUUUCAUAAAGUAAAUUAAGAGUAUGAAGUUAUAGAUGUUAUCAAGUUUUUACAGAUUUUACAUCAUCAACUGAGUGACCUUUUCAUCCCUAUACUGGACUUUUCAGCUGACACCCAUCCAUGAUCACGCACAAUAGAAUCGAACCAGAGAACUUCAGUCUUCCACGCGAACACUUAACCUCUAGACCAGUGAGCCAGGACGCAACAGUGUUAAUGUCUAACUUUAAUCAAUCCGUGACACCAGUCGACCAUCUUCCAUCGUCCUCGGUAGGUAAUCGCCUCACAUUCAACACAGUUUAGCUUCACUGGUCUUUACUUUGUAGGUACGCACUGCUGAAAAGUCCCAUACUAGGAUUGAACGUCUAUUUAGUGCUUCCAUAUUUUCAUUGGGGGGUCUAUUUUAUUUUAUUUUACUUGAACACAUUUAUAUUGGUACAGGAGUGCGCCAAAUAUAUAUGCGCCACACAAUUUCAGUUCAUUAAUUGCGUGUGGGCUGCGAUACUGCCCGGGUGCCCAGACCGAAGCAGGUGGUUAUCUUAGGGGGCCACUCCCGAGCCUUUGACCUAAAGGUCCAACCCACAAGGCAGUGGAGCAUCGUGAGGAGAUGCAGUCCCAUGGUAGCCGGUGACCGAAAAUUGGUUCAUACGCCAUUUGUUCCCGCAUGAUACUGGUGCCCAUGUGCACCAUAGAUUUGGAAUCCGGUUAAAGCUCCGGACAUUCGCUUUUCGUCCUCUCAUUUUUGUAAACAACACCCCUGGUGAGAGAAGGCAGUGAGUAGGACUUCCCUGACAGAGGCUGUAUACGCGUGGCCGUGUGGGAGUAUUUCGAGGGGGAGAGCGAACCCAUCCUGCUCUCGGCCAUACCAGGGCGUUUGGGGGCAUUGGGGAGUCUAACCUAGAUUGGUUCAUGAUAUCAACACCAUUAAAUUAAAUUUAACCAAGUCUUUUAGCUACACGUUUUGUUCUUUUUUGUAUUGUAGAAAGUAUGAAGAGUAGUGAUAUUGACAUUCCGUUUGCAAGUCAAAUACCGUUUGACCCUCACCAUUAUAUUCAUCAUUUAUUAUUUUUGUGCGGAAUCAAUUCAUUAGUUUUAAGGACAAUUAGGAGUAGAUAACAUUUUCGAUAAUCGAUGUGACUCUGUUUUUGGAACCAAGCUCAAUUAUACAAUGUUAAUUAAAGACAUGAUACAGUUACACUUAGAAUCUCAAAUUAUAUUAACAUCCACUCAAGAUCAUAUCAACUAACAUGCUUUACAAUCAAUGUUACGUUUAACAAGUGUGUAAUGUUUAUUUCAACUUGUUUUAAAUAAUCGGGGUUUUUUUAUGAAGUGAAGUUUUGUUGUUAGAAUUUCGUCAUAUUGUUAACUUUUUCUCCAUAUUGACAAACUUAUUAUUUUUCUUAAGAAUUAGAAUUACUUUGUUUUGAAGCAGUGAUUCAUGUUACAUUUGUCUAUUUUUGCAGUUCUGUUUAGUCGGUUGGCAUGAGUUCGUAUUCCUCAGGGGAUUAUCAGUGCCCACAAAAUUUGGUUUGUUAAUAAAUGUCAACUAGCUUUAAACCCCUAGGUUAAGGAGAGAUUUAUAUUAAUCUUUCGAAAAUUUAUAUCAUACAAUUAUUCUUUUCAUUUCGGUGUUUUUAUUUUACAAUCUAUAGAUAAUUUGCUAUUAGUUGGUGGAUAUAAUGGUCAUGAAACGUUAGAUACUACAUGGAUAUUUGAUUCAGUUGCUUGGAAAUGGCGUUCAGGACCAAAUUUAAUAUUUGCUCGUUCUAGCUGUUGUACAACAUUGACAUCAGAUCAACGUUAUAAUUUAGUAUUUGGUGGUUAUAAUCCAUUGAAAUUUAACACUGGAUUUUCAGAUACAAUUGAAAUGAUCUUCUAAACAAAAUAAUUAUUUUUCUUACUUUUUUGUUAUUCUGUUAGUCUUUUUAUGUUAUUACUUCAUUUGUUUCUGUUUUUGUUUUUUCUAAUCCUUAAUCACACUGAAUGGCGUUACCGGUUCUGUUUGGUCUCAUUAUAUUAUACUGUUGUUUAUACCUCUCAUUUGUGUAUGUCUAGCUAUCAAAAUGUCUAUGUCAGUAGUGUUCACAUGGUAUGUCACUAUUUUAUGUUUUGAAGGUAAUUUCACAUGACUUACACACAUACACACUGUCUAUGUAUGUAUGAUACAUAUUUGUGUGAUAAAAAAGUUUUAUGUGCGUGCACACUUUCUUUUGUGUACUAGAGUUUUUAUCUUUUCUUCAAUUUUACCAGUAGUAGACUAUUUCAUCAUUCAUCUGCACGUAUAUUCAUCAAUAACAGUAAAUAAAAUAUUGUAGACUGUAA
Molecule: messenger RNA, 7090 nt
Organism: Schistosoma curassoni
Lineage: Eukaryota; Metazoa; Platyhelminthes; Trematoda; Strigeidida; Schistosomatidae
Source: the annotation of a GenBank genome assembly